GUUUCUGCUCUUUCUCUCAGCUUUUUCCACUCUCGUUGUGCUUCUUGUUGGGCGAAAUAAAAUCCAGUCGAAAGGGCUUUUUUUUUAUGCUUGCGCCGGCGCCGGAGGUCGAGGUUUCCGGCGAGGCCCGCUGUGGCGGCACGAUUGGUCGUUCUCCAGCGGCGGAGGUUGCGGGGAUGGGCAUUUUGGGGCCUUCGCAUGGACAAAGGUGAAGAGGACUAGGGCUGAGAUAUUCAGAUACCUGUGGAAGAAGACGAAACCCUGAUUAUACUAUCUAAUCUGAGGGAUAUCCAUGAGCAUUUUGGUUACCAUUCUGAUAGAAGCUUUCUGUUUUCUAGUGUAGACAAAGUGUGCAGUGUUCCUUAACAACUUACCUGUCUGCCAGCGGAAAGUUACCCAUUGAAGUUGCAUUGUUGGAUUUCAUUUCCCAUCUGCCUCUAUUUCAAGAUUGAUAUCAUUGACAUUUGCAGCUUAACAGGUUUUUUGCUUGACUAGCCAUCUGUACUGCAAAAAGUUCUUCCAGAAAUAAGUUAUUUAUCAUCAUUAUGUCCAUGGCAUCUUUCCCUGCUCUUGGUCCUGCAUUUGUCAUUUCUAUGGGAUAUGUAGACCUUGGAAAAUGGUUGGCAGCUGUGGAUGGAGGAGUCCGAUUUGGAAAUGACCUGAUGUUAUUAGUUCUGUUUUUCAACUUUACUGCCAUUCUGUGUCAGUAUCUCGCAACUUGUGUUGGCAUUGUCACCGAAAAAAAUCUUGCAGAGAUAUGCAGAGAUGAAUAUUCAGGAACAACCUGUAUGAUAUUGGGAGUUCAAGCAGAGCUAUCCCUGAUUAUUUCUGAUUUAACUAUGAUUCUGGGAGUAGCACAAGGUUUCAAUCUUCUGUUUGGUGUUGACUUAUUUGCAUGUGCCUGGUCAGCUGCAGCUGGCUCUAUUAUUUUGCCCCUUUUGACACAUCCUUUGAUGCAGAAUGAUCGGAAGGCUGGACUUAUGUGUGAAAUUAUAUCUGGUAUGGCUUUGGUUUUCUAUGUGCUUGGGGUACUAAUCAGUCAACCAGAAAUUCCUCUUGCAAAGAAUAUUAUGUUUCCGAAAUUGAGUGGAGAGAGUGCAUACUCUCUUAUGGCUCUUCUUGGUGCGAAUAUAAUGGUGCAUAAUUUUUAUGUUCACUCUUCAGUUGUUCAGCAGCAGCAAAAGAGAUUCUUAAAUGUUCCUGUGGGUGCUUUACUUCAUGAGCAUUUUUUUGGAAUAAUGUUCAUCUUCACUGGCAUAUCUUUGGUUAAUUAUGUGCUGAUGAACUCGGCUGCAUCUGUUUUCGGAAGCACAGACAUAGAUCUCAACUUUCAUGAUGUGUGUCUGCUGAUGGAUCAGAUUUUUAGGAUUCCAAUAGCACCUAUAGCAGUAUUGCUGCUCCUAUUCUCUAGUCAGAUUGGAGCUUUGGCUUGGAAUACAGAUGGACCUCAAAUCUUGCAUUAUUCUUUUGGUGCCAAUGUUUCUGUUUGGGUUCGUCGUCUUUUAUUGAAAACCUCCUCUGUGAUUCCUGCUCUUUGCUGUGCAAAAAUUGGAGGCACUGAAGGGAUAUAUAAAUUUCUUAUUUUUUGUCAAGUUAUACAGGCUAUGCUUCUUCCAUCUUCAGCAAUUCCACUUUUUAGAGUAGCAUCUUCGAGAUCAAUAAUGGGAGAAUACAAAAUGGCAUGGUAUCUGGACAUAAUGUCUCUGUUGGCAUUUCUUCUAAUGCUGGCUUCGAAUAUAUUCUUCAUCAAUGAAAUGUUGUUUGGAAAUAGUAUCUCGAUAAACAGCCUCAAGGAAAAUACAAGAUUUGGUGGAACUAUCACAUAUGCUGCCAUUCUUCUUGUUGCUUGUGCUUCAAUACUUUUUACACUAUACCUAGCAGCUACGCCUCUCAAAUCUGCAAGUGAUUUUCCAGAUUUAGGAACUUUGGUUUCGCUGAAGGAUGAACUACCCGAGGAAACAGAAGAUACUACUUCUAUCAGAGAUGAGAUUAAAGCUACUGAAAAUCAGCUUUCACUGGAACCUCUUGCGGAGAAUACUCUGCAGUAUACUGAUAUAUCAUUUUCAGAAUCUAUACUCGAACAAUCUGAUGCAGCUAUGGAUUCUGAUAAUGAUCCUUGUCAAAUUAUUGACAGUACUGCUGCUUCUAACACAACUUUUGAUUCUGAUCAUGAUUGCCAUCAACAUAUUCAUUUUUCUGGCUCGUCUAAUACCUUUAUUGCGCCAAUAUUUCAACCUGAAGUAUCAAAGUCUAUUGAUGUAGAAGACUUGGAAAGUGUGAGUGGCACAUCCACCAAUACCUUGUUAGAUACUGCUAUUAAAGAAAAACAUGAAUUUGAAACCGACAAGGAAGAUUUGGCAUUAGAAGUAGCUAUUGCCACUGUGAUGGAAAAAGAUGAGACAUUGGAUACUAAGGAUUCUGUAGGCGAGCUGUUGGUGCCCAUAAGCGAAUCGUUGCCUCAUUUGACAUCUGAGGAUUCUGAAUGUUGUAACGCUGCUACUGUAAAAAUUUCAGAGGAGAGUACUGGCAGUGUAAACUUAUCAAAGUUGUCUGGAUUAGGCCGUGCUACUAGAAGGCAAUUUGCUGCCAUAUUGGAUGAGUUCUGGGGUCAAUUUUUUGAUUUCCACGGGAAACCAACACCAGAAGCUGUUGGGCAAAAGUAUGAUUCUUUGUUGGGAUUAGACUCGAAAGGUGUUAGAUCUGCAAAAGGUGAUAUAGGAACAGAGCCAUCCAUUAAUUUUCAUAAAGAUGUUGAUAGAAUAACAAUUUUCCCACCCAACCCGAUGGAAUAUAACUCUCAUAAGAUGAAAAUCUCGGCCAGUGGAGAUUUAUCCUAUGGAUCUCAGGUGGGCUCUUCAACUUGGUCUCGGAACUUGCAAGCGAAAACACAUUUUCUAAACUCAGCUGGUAACCUACCUGAGCCAAAUGAAAGACGUUAUUCUAGUUUAUAUCUGCCACAAUACUCAGACAACCAUGAUUAUCAGCCGGCUACAAUCCAUGGAUACCAGAUAGCAUCUUAUCUAAAGGAAAUUGGUGCGACGCGAAAUCCUUUUUCUUCAAAUGUGGCACCUGAAUCUCCGAGAGUUACUAAAUCUUCUCUGAAAGUUCCUCCAGGGUUUGGGGAUUCAGUUCCAUACAGCGAUAGACAAACUGGACUGAAUUCACUUGCACCUUCUAGUUUGCAAAGCCCAACAGCAUCUCGAGUUAGUAGAAUGCAGGUGGAAGGAAAUUAUUUCAACCCUUCUUUGGUUGAACCUAUAGGAAAUGCUGACACGUCUGCCUAUGAAAAGAAAUAUCAUAGUUCUCCAGACAUUUCUGCUCUUAUCGCUGCUAGCAGGAACUAUUACUUGAAUGAGUCGAAGUUGGGUGGUCCUAUUGGUUCCAGACCAUCUGUUAGUAGGAUGAUGACUAGCCAGCAGCACCAGUAUUUGAAUCCCAUCUCCAGAACGGCAGUUUCAUCACCAUUCAAUGAGUUCUACCCACCCAAUCUCCAGAGAGAUGCACUCCCUCCUCAAUCAAAUUUGAGUUCAGGCAGCAAAUCCCUUUGGUCUAUGCAACCAUAUGAACAAUUCUUUGGUACGCCAACCAGGGAAUACAAUCUAGGGGGACGAACAGUCCCUGACAAACCUGGCAGCGCUUCCCAAGAAGUUUUCCCUUGUGCUGAGGUAGAACGCAGGUUGUUACAAUCUCUUCGAUCAUGUAUCUUGAAGCUCCUGAAAUUGGAAAACUCAGAUUGGCUUUUCAGACUAAAUGAUGGAUGUGACGAGGAACUAAUUUAUCAAGUUGCUACAACUGAGAAGAAUAUGUGCAAAGUGGUUGAGAUGAAUCAUUUGGAUUCUAGUGAACUUCGCCACUUGUCCCCUGAACGAAAGCUUAAUUCAGUUCAGAGGAAUGAGGAGGCAGACAUCUCUUGCACUUUGUCGCUGCCUAAUUGUGGAGAUGGUUGUAUAUGGCGCACAUCCCUUCUUGUGAGUUUUGGAGUGUGGUGCAUUCAUCGGAUAUUGGAUCUGUCCCUUGUUGAAAGCCGGCCAGAGUUGUGGGGUAAAUACACUUACGUGCUCAAUCGUCUUCAGGGGAUUCUUGAUCUUGCAUUUUCCAAACCCCGUUCUACGCUCAACACUUGCUCGUGUCUUGAUGUACCACUGGAAGUUGCUGAGCCUUCCGACUCUCUUAUGCUGUCAAAAAUGAUAAGUGGAUCCUUCACAACUGCAGCUAUGAUUCUUGAUAUUAUCAAAGAAGUUGAAAUUUCAGUCUCGGGCCGAAAGGGUCGGACGGGCACAGCAGCAGGCGACGUUGCAUUUCCCAAGGGGAAGGAGAACUUGGCAUCUGUGCUGAAGCGUUACAAGCGCCGGCUCUCAAACAAGAGCGCCGGAGCACAGGAAGUUUCAUUGCCCCGCAAGAUUCAUACGGCUCCAGUGCUAUAACGACUGUACUGAUGUUUUCGAUACUUGGUUUUUUCGUUGAAAAACGUUCUCAGGGUUCAAAGAUGUUACUCUUUGUCCCUCCGAGUUUCCCAUUGUGUAUGUUGUAUAAUUAAGCAGGAUUAUGUAGGAUUUCUUCAGUUUCAAGAUCUUAAUCCUAAUAUUUGUUUUCGAAUA
Zingiber officinale is the source of this 4598-nucleotide messenger RNA. RefSeq names its product protein ETHYLENE-INSENSITIVE 2-like. Gene Ontology annotation, cellular component: membrane. The record is from RefSeq and is a predicted model, not a curated record. Gene Ontology annotation, biological process: ethylene-activated signaling pathway; metal ion transport. The transcript is spliced from 9 exons. Lineage: Eukaryota; Viridiplantae; Streptophyta; Magnoliopsida; Zingiberales; Zingiberaceae. The coding region runs from base 546 to 4424 and encodes 1292 amino acids. Gene Ontology annotation, molecular function: manganese ion transmembrane transporter activity; cadmium ion transmembrane transporter activity.